Molecule: messenger RNA, 5614 nt
Organism: Echinops telfairi (small Madagascar hedgehog)
Lineage: Eukaryota; Metazoa; Chordata; Mammalia; Afrosoricida; Tenrecidae
Gene: PRDM16
Product: PR/SET domain 16
Exons: 18
Coding region: 1-3678 (1225 amino acids)
Cellular component (GO): nucleus
Molecular function (GO): protein binding; histone H3K9 methyltransferase activity
Source: RefSeq, a predicted model, not a curated record
AUGACCCUGGGUGACGGCGACGUUGUAAAUAACAUGUACGAGCCCGACCCGGACCUCUUGACCGGAGAGAGUGCGGGGGACGAGACAGAAGACAGCAUCAUGUCCCCAAUCCCCAUGGGGCCGCCCUCCCCGUUCCCCACCAGCGAGGACUUCACCCCCAAGGAGGGCUCACCCUACGAGGCCCCUGUCUACAUCCCCGAGGACAUCCCCAUCCCUCCGGACUUCGAGCUCCGAGAGUCCUCCAUCCCUGGGGCCGGGCUGGGCAUCUGGGCCAAGAAGAAGAUGGAAGUUGGGGAGCGGUUCGGCCCGUACAUGGUGGCACCCCAGCCCACGCUGAAGGAGACGGACUUUGGAUGGGAGCAAAUCAUGACAGAUUCAGAAGUGUCGUCGCAGGAGGGCUGCAUCAAAAAGCUUCCAGAGGACCUGGGCAGUGAGAAGUUCUGUGUGGACGCUAACCAGUCUGGGGCCAGCAGCUGGCUCAAGUACAUCCGCGUGGCCUACUCCUGCGAUGACCAGAACCUCACCAUGUGCCAGGUCAACGAGCAGGUUUACUAUAAAGUCAUUAAGGACAUCGAGCCGGGAGAGGAGCUGCUGGUGCACUUGAAGGAAGGGGCCUACUCCCUGGGGACCGCGCCGCCCAGCCUGGAUGAGGAGCACCCCUUCCGCUGCGACAACUGUGACGAGCUCUUCCGGUCCAAACUGGACCUGCGGCGCCACCAGAAGUACGCGUGCGGCUCCGUGGGCGCUGCGCUCUACCAGGGCCUGGCCGACGAGCUCAAGCCCGAGGGCCUGGCCAGUGCGGGCAGCGGGGUCGGGCAGGCCCAUGAGUGCAAGGACUGCGAGCGGAUGUUCCCCAACAAGUACAGCUUGGAGCAGCACAUGAUCGUCCACACGGAGGAGCGGGAGUACAAGUGUGACCAGUGUCCCAAGGCCUUCAACUGGAAGUCCAACCUCAUCCGCCACCAGAUGUCCCAUGACAGCGGGAAGCGCUUCGAAUGUGAAAACUGCGUGAAGGUGUUCACGGACCCUAGCAACCUGCAGCGACACAUCCGCUCGCAGCACGUGGGCGCACGGGCGCACGCCUGCCCUGACUGCGGGAAGACCUUCGCCACGUCCUCAGGCCUCAAGCAGCACAAACACAUCCACAGCACCGUCAAGCCCUUCAUAUGUGAGGUCUGCCACAAGUCCUACACGCAGUUCUCCAACCUGUGCCGGCACAAGCGCAUGCAUGCUGACUGCCGCACACAGAUCAAGUGCAAGGACUGCGGGCAGAUGUUCAGUACUACCUCCUCCCUCAACAAGCACCGGCGCUUCUGCGAGGGCAAGAACCAUUACGUGCCCGGCAGCAUCUUUGCGUCCGGCCUGCCCCUCACCCCCAGCCCCAUGCUGGACAAGGCGAAGCCCACUCCCACCCUCAACCACACCAGCCUGGGCUUCAGCGAGUACUUCCCCUCCCGGCCGCACCCCGGCGGGCUGCCCUUCUCAGCGGCACCCCCGGCCUUUCCUGCGCUCGCACCUGGCUUCCCCGGCAUCUUCCCGCCGUCCUUGUACCCCCGGCCACCUUUGCUACCUCCCACGCCCCUGCUCAAGAGCCCACUCAACCACACCCAGGACGCCAAGCUACCCAGCCCCCUGGGGAACCCCGCGCUGCCCCUGGUCGCUGCUGUCGGCAACAGUGGCCAGGGCACCGUGGUGGCCCCGGGGGUGGACGAGAAGUUUGAGGGCGUCCUGGAGGAGGCGUACGUGGAGAAGCUGAAGGCCAGGCACAGCGACGUGUCCGACGGCAGUGACUUUGAGGACAUCAACACCACCACGGGCACAGACCUGGACACCACCACGGGGACUGGCUCGGACCUGGACAGCGACGUGGACAGCGACCGAGACAGGGCCAAAGACAAGAGCAAGCCGGCCGAGGGCAAGCCCGAGUUCGGGGGCGGCCCCGCGCCCCCGGGGGCCCCGCACGGCGUGGGUGAGGUGCCUGUAUUCUACUCCCAGCACGCCUGCUUCCCGCCACCCGAGGAGCAGCUGCUGAGCGCAUCGGGCGCCGCGGGCGACUCCAUCAAGGCCAUUGCCUCCAUCGCCGAGAAGUACUUUGGGCCGGGCUUCAUGGGCAUGCAGGAGAAGAAGCUGGGCUCCCUACCUUAUCACUCCAUGUUCCCGUUCCAGUUCCUGCCCAACUUCCCCCACUCCCUGUACCCCUUCACGGACCGCACCCUCGCCCACAACCUGCUGGUCAAGGCCGAGCCCAAGUCACCCCGGGACGCCCUCAAGGCCGGGGGCCCCAGCACUGAGCGCCCCUUCGACCUCACCACCAAGCCCAAAGAGAACCAUGUCUACGGGGAGCGCAAGCUGGCCGAGGGGCUGCCCAGGGUGUCCCCCGCGCCGCUGCCCCAGCAGCCCUCCCUGCACUACGCCAAGCCCUCACCCUUCUUCAUGGACCCCAUCUACAGGGUAGAAAAGCGGAAAGUGACCGACCCCGUGGGUGUCCUCAAGGAGAAGUACCUGCGGCCGUCCCCGCUGCUGUUCCACCCCCAGAUGUCAGCCAUCGAGACCAUGACGGAGAAGCUGGAGAGCUUCGCAGCCCUGAAGGCCGACUCCAGCAGCUCCCUGCAGCCCCUGCCUCACCACCCCUUCAACUUCCGGUCCCCGCCCCCCACGCUCUCAGACCCCAUCCUCCGGAAGGGCAAGGAGCGGUACACAUGCAGGUACUGUGGCAAGAUCUUCCCCCGAUCAGCAAACCUCACACGGCACCUGAGGACGCACACCGGGGAGCAGCCAUACAGGUGUAAGUACUGCGACCGCUCCUUCAGCAUCUCCUCCAACCUGCAGCGGCACGUGCGCAACAUCCACAACAAGGAGAAGCCCUUCAAGUGCCACCUGUGCAGCCGGUGCUUCGGGCAGCAGACCAACCUGGACAGGCACCUCAAGAAGCACGAACACGAGAACGUGCCAGUAAGCCAGCACUCUGGAGUUUUCACCAACCACCUUGGGACCUGCGCCUCCUCCCCCACCUCCGAGUCGGACAACCACGCACUUUUAGACGAGAAAGAGGAUUCCUAUUUCUCGGAGAUCCGCAACUUCAUUGCCAACAGCGAGAUGAGCCAAGCGUCCGCCCGGCCCGACAAGCGGCCGGACACCCAGGACCUGGAAGGCCCUGCCCCAGGCCCCGGCUUAGUGGGUGAAAAGCCCGAGGAUGCAGAGGAAGAGGAGGAGGAGGAGGAGCUGGAGGAGGAAGACGAGGACAGCCUGGCAGGCAAGUCCCAGGACGAGGCCACGUCGCCAGCCCCUGAGCCGCAGGGUGCCUACGGGGACGAGGAGGAGGAGGAGCCGCCUGCCCCGCUGGCCGUGGGCCUUGGCCACACGCGGAGGUGUAUUGAGGAGGAAGAAGGCAGCCUGUUAGCUUUGGAGCCGAUGCCGACUUUUGGGAAGGGGCUGGACCUCCGCAAAGCAGCUGAGGAAGCAUUUGAAGUUAAAGAUGUGCUUAAUUCCACCUUAGACUCGGAGGCUCUGAAACAGAGCCUGUACAGGCAGGUUAAGAGCCAGGCCUAUGCAAUGAUGUUGUCCCUCUCUGAAGAUGCCCCUCUCCACACCGCUGCCCAGAGCCCCCUGGAUGCUUGGCUGAACAUGGCCGGUGCCACGUCGGAGGCCGGAGCCUUCAACCCCAUCAACCACCUCUGAGAAACUUAGGAGGUGCUGGGCUCCAAGUCCCAAGCCAGGUGACCACGGAGUCCCCGCUGCCCCAACACAAGUCUCAGCUGCCCACCGGGGACAGUGGAAGCAAAGGUCUCCGGGAAGCCAUGCGGCCCAGAGCCGGAGGAGUCGCCAUCACCUGCGCCCAGCCACCCCUCAGCGUGGACUCUCACCCACUGUGGCUCGGUCCCGACUUUCCCAAUGAAAACUCAGAGCCCAGAAGCCCCUGAAGCUGAAGCCACCCCACCCCCACCUCCAAGGAUUCUUCGUAAAAGUACUGCUGAGUCAUGGGGUGCACACCCCACUGGCCAGCUCAGGGACCCGCCUCCAUAGGAGGCGAGGAGUCCAGUCACCUAUGGGGCCCAGGGGCCGCUUCUGGGCAUGGCUGGUUUCCUGGAAGAGAGAGUGGCCAGCCCGGGCCGCUCCAAAGAGGCUGACCCCGCCACUGAUUUUAUAACACAAGAUACACCAACACCCCUUUUGGUAACUUCAUUGACCCAGAGCCCUUCUCCGCAUGUGGUUUCAAAAGACAGUAUUUUUCACAAAAUCGAAAAUGACUUGCAAAUUGUUUUGGGGUUUUUUUUGUUUUGUUUUUUUAGCUGUGAUUUGACGUUGCUCGGAGGUCUCCGCUCAUUGGCAAACCCGAGCCCACCUCGGGCCAGCGCGGGGUUCGGGUCGCUCUUUAUACUGUAGAUAUAGAGACAUUUUCUACCCCUGAUGCUAUUUGUACCCACCAAGGGGACCCCGGGGACCCCAGAGGCAGAGCCUGCGAGGCGUGGGGCUGACUCCCGCUGGCAAGAUCCCAGAGCAGCUUGGAUUCUUCAACAAGGCAUCCUGGGUCUGCCGGAGGCUUGCCGGAGGCGGGGGGCCAGGAGAGUGCCUGACGUGGUUCCUCUGUGUCCUCAAGGUCGCCGGAGGAACCCGAGACCCCAUCUAGGACCUCCCCACCCCCAUUGUCUGGGGAUGUCGGGAGCUGGCCACCCUGGUCCCCAGCUCAGAGGGGCCGCCACACUGGACUCUUUCCUUCCCAGGUUUCUGUCUCGGCAGACCCUGAGCUCACCCCCAUGGGGAGGGGGACACCUUCUGAAGAACCUGCUGGCCGAGUCCCAGGACUUCAGCCUAGCACCCCCAGCCAACCCCAACCAGACAGUGGCAAGGGAACUCUCGACGCCAGCAACGCCAAGCCCUCCCUGUGCCUGCAUCUCAGACGAGGACUCGGCUCCCAGCAGCCACCUGUGCCCUUGGCCAGGCUCUGGGCACCAGGCAGGUGUCUAGAUGUGGCCCCCACGGGGAGAGGACAGCUCCGUCUCCACAAGGCCAUGCUACCCUGCUCCCUUGGAGGGGCUUUAAAUUAUUCCCAUAGGGGCCAACUUUGAAAUAAUAAUGUUUUCCCGAUGGAAUGUCCCUUAAUCUGUAUAUAACUUGUAAUUUUUUUUCUAAUUCAUUUCUUUUCCUAUUUUAUUUCCUCCUUAACAGUAUUUUUUGGCAUUAGACACCCUUAUUGUGAAGAAAUGAUGUUAAUAUAAGUACCCAGUGAAGGACCAAAACUGUGUAAUAAGGUUGUGUGUUGUGUGAUCAAUAACCAGGGCAUGGGUGACUGUUGAUGUGCCAAAUGACACUCCCCUACCCCCUGCCGCCGCAUCCCUGGAGAGUCCUGCUUCCCCCCUCCCCACUGAUAGUCCCUGACAAUCACGUGUCUGUCCCACAUGCUUCCCAGUCACACCUGCAUGCACCACGAUGCGCCUUCUCCUUAUUACCUCCAUGUUUGCAGAGGGGCAAGGAGCCCCCGUUGGCCAUAGCAAGUGUGGUGGUAUACUCCGUUUUGGGGUGUGUGUCCUGGGUGUGUGUCCCAGAGGAGGGUCAGGCCAGACAAUCGUUCCUGUAAGGGGUGGGGGGCUGCAUCAGGGAGCUCCCAGGAGAGGCA